Molecule: messenger RNA, 153 nt
Organism: Pyricularia pennisetigena
Lineage: Eukaryota; Fungi; Ascomycota; Sordariomycetes; Magnaporthales; Pyriculariaceae
Exons: 2
Coding region: 1-153 (50 amino acids)
Source: RefSeq, a predicted model, not a curated record
AUGCAUCCACUGGCGGAACGCAGAGCGACAAUUUUAGAUGGUGGGCGAGGUGGGUUACAGGGAGUAGUGCGUAAGAUAAUCAGGGAGUUGGUCAAGAAUGAAAGACCGUUGAAAUGUGGCAACGGCUGUGGGAAAAAGGAACCUUUCCUGUAA